This is a messenger RNA of Plasmodium inui San Antonio 1, 6057 nucleotides long. RefSeq lists its product as hypothetical. The transcript has a single exon. Lineage: Eukaryota; Apicomplexa; Aconoidasida; Haemosporida; Plasmodiidae. The coding region runs from base 1 to 6057 and encodes 2018 amino acids. The record is from RefSeq and is a predicted model, not a curated record.
AUGAUAAACAAUGGAAAUAUAAAAAACGAAAUGGAACAAUUUUGUAAAUUUUUUCAGUAUGAUAAUAACAACUCUUUUUUGUGUAAUGACUAUUGUGAAUAUAUGAACAACUUCUUCGCGAGUGAAGCUCAAAUGUAUUUUGGUGCAAAAUACCACUUUGACUCAUUCGAUAAGUUUACAAGUCUGCCUGUACCUACCCCAAUUUCCAGCUUAUCCAAUUUUAAAAAAAUUAAGAGGGAAUAUUUUGCCAAAGGAGAGAAAAACCGGUAUGGCAAAAAUGCUCUUUUUAAAAAAAUUAUAAAAAAUCAUCUAGACUUAGUGGAGAAGUACACAUGUAACCUGGGGACUCGACCCAGAGCGGAGUUCGCUAAGUUUGGGAAAAGAGGUAGAAGAGGAGAAAAUGGCUUUCCCAUUAAGUCUAAAAGUAUCCUCCGCAAAUAUUUCAAAAUAGGGGGGGGGAAUACGAAGACAGGAAAAAAUUCACAAACCAGGGGAAAUGUCGUUAAACAAAACAACAAUGAUGGGCUGAAGCAAUCGAUUAGAGAGAUCCCCAAAGAAAAAAAAAUUCUGCACCGGGAUCUCCAAAUGUCAAGUGACGAAAAGGGGAAAUUCUUAAAAAGGAUAAACCUACAUUUCAGCAAUUGUGAGAACAGCGUCAUAGACAUUCUUUUCUCCCCACAUGAUGAAAAGUGGGUUAACGGAGUUUUCCUUUUGCGAAAAGGACUAACUGACCAGUUUGAAGAAGAGCGAGAUGAUAAAUCAACAAAAUCGGAAGGUGUUUACAGGGAUGCACAUUUUGUUACACACGACCAAAGGGUUCAAAUUGUGUCCUAUGACGAUAUGGAGUUUUACAAACGGAUGAGAAAAAGGCUGAGGAACAAGUGCAAAAAUGAAGCGGGCUUCUCAACAACCAGCCGUUGGAGGAGUACCCCCUGCGCAAGAAAGAAAGUUAUAAAUGUACUCUGCCGAAAUGGAAGCUGCACAAGGGGAAAAACGGAUCAUAAACUCGAAGGAGGUCGAAAUGAAUCCAAAGUGUACACACUUCCUUCCCGUAAACAUGUACAGACACACCUCGAAAGAAAUAACGCCCCACAAAAUGGUAACGGCCAACUCUUUGUCAAUUUGGGUGGGGUCAAAUACGGGUGCCUCAAAGAAUAUCACUCACUUUUCAAUUACCAAAAUGGAUUCGCUCACGGCCGCCGAGAGAACAACAAGAUAGGGAUGAAAAAACCACAUCGUGCUGGCCCAGAAGGGGGGACUACGAAAUGGUAUCCCUGCAGCGAUAGCGAUGUGAGUUUUAGCAAUUCGCAAAAAAGCUGUGGACGGUGUUUUACGGAAGAGGGAAACCCAGAUGGCAUGAAGUCGUCCCAAAUGGGUCAUUCUAAUGGUAACAAUCCCCUUCAUGAAAAAGUAACAAACGGGAAAGACAAUGGCAGCGUCCAUGGAAACGGCUAUGGGAACGGCCAUGGGAACGACAAUGAGAACCACAAUGGGCAUAAGUUUUACCUAACAAGCAGCACGACGUGCACGAGCGCAUCCAAGUCUGAGGCUAACCCCAUUGGUGACAUUUGUAAUGACGAGCGUAAAGACGGUUCCGUCUCAUCGGACCAAUUCAAAAAAAUAUACGAGGAGGCUAAUAUGAAGAAAGGAAAUAAUAACUACACGAAUGACAUCCAGGAUGUGUGCACCCACUUCUUCACGAGAAACGUGGUACAACGUCUACCCAUGGGUCACUCGGAACAAUGGGGCAUAUGUUGCCAAUCCAAGUUGAGUGAAAAGGUUCCAGAGCUGCAUUUUAAGCAUGCACAGGUAGAGGAAGACAAAGUGAAUAUUUCCAAUAACGAACGGUUACGCGGCGUAGCCUGGGAUUACCCACGUGGAUGUAGUAAGAACUUAGGUGAUAGCAGGGUGGAUUCCCUCCAUGGGAGAGUUUUAUCAGCCCGUGGUGCGCCUGUCAACCUCCCGGAACGAAGUUAUGUAACUAUAACUCAUUCGAAGUGUAAUUGCCACGCGGUUGGAUUGAUGCUUAGAAAGUCACUAAAUGAAGAAGAAAACGAAAUGGAGAAUAACCACCGUGAGGGAAGCGGCACACUGGGGGGCAAAAUACCAAUUGACCCCUCCGAUCAGGCAAAACUUUCAUGCAAAAAUGGGAGAAUAGGAGGAGGAACAAAUCCCAUCAUCUUAGACACUCAUCAGUUGGAGAAAAAAGAAAAAUUUCCACUUAAACCGAAAGUCUACUGGAGCAAAAGGAGGCUCUUUUGGGAGGAAAGAAAUCCCAAGGGAGAAAUAACAAAAAGAAAGCAAAAAUUAAUGCGUAACGGAACGAAGACAAAUUAUCACCAAUGUGGAAAAGGCUCAAUAAAAGAUGGGGAAGACGAUCAUGCCCAUUCGGAGAAAGACGUUUUACCGUUGAAGGGGGGGAUUCACAUCGGUCGUGGAUCUGAAGAGUGUGAGAAACAUCCACUUAGGAACUUCUCCUUUGCUAGGGACUCGACAUGUACAUUGAGGAGUAUCCCUCUUCUUCACAAAAGGACGCUCACAAAUGAACUGUCGUCUCCUCGGGAAAGAUACAUAAUAGGCAGCAGUGGAAAUAUUCAGAAGAGAAGUUACACAACUUCCUGCAUAAAGGAGAGCUCCAUAUUAAGAAAUAGAAAAAAUUUACCCGCGGACAUUGUGUCCUUAGCGGUUGCAAACAAAUAUGAAAGAAUGAGGAGCAGAAGUGGACAAUCCUGUGCGGAUUCCAGUAGGGAGUCCUCCACCACGCUGUCUUCUAAUCCCGCGCGUGUUGGGAGGCCAAGACGAGGGGAACGAGGCAGGAGGGGACUGCGAACGGGUCACUCAUAUGAUGAGAGUCCUCCUAAGGGCGAUCUUCUACCCCCCAUCAUUGUGGAAAAAGAUUACCAAAUGGCAGAUGGAUCAGACCAAAUCUGCAGUAACAGAAGUGAGAACAAGACAAGGCUCAAGAGUAUUUACACAAAAAGAGAUGUGGACAAAAAGGAGGAGACAUUUACACACACGAAAGAAACAGCGACUUCGGGAAUGCAGGAUGGAAUGGUACCACCAGGGAAAGAUCACUCUUUAUAUGAGAAUCUACUAAUCAGGUGUGCAUCCCCCAGUGGGUUCUUUCCGGCUCGUAAGGACUCCAAAGGGGAGAAAUUUCCUCUGUCUCACAAAAAGGCCAUAACGCAAGACGGGCACAACUGGGCCAAAGAUGGAGGCAACAAAAUGGAGAAAAUCAGCGAAAGCAAAGAAAGCAACAAAAUCAGCCAAAUAAACCAAAUCAGCCAAAUACACCAAAUCAGCCAAAUAAACCAAAUCAGCCAAAUAAACCAAAUCAGCCAAAUAAACCAAAUCAACCAAAUAAAUCAAAUCAGCCAAAUAAACCAAACCAACCAAAGCAACCAAAUGAACACACCGUUCACCUGUACAUAUAAACAAAGAGACGCGCACAACAAAGAGCAUGAUCCGGAAGUGGACAACCUCCACACGAACGACUCACUCCGUAGGGAAAGACAAUUUAAAAUUCUAAGCUUUCCCAGUGAUGAAAAGGUGGUCACCCCCAACCCUGCCACUCCAAACAAUUCGACUCAGAACAAGAGACCCAAAAAGGGACGAAACAGAUCAGAAAUGACCAGCACCACCGCUAGAAAGAUUAACCAACCGGUUAACCAUUUCAAUAGUGCAGAUAAAAGGAACAUGAAAUGUGAACCCGUUUGGAGUAACCAUCUCAAAUGGGAUUCUUUCACCCAUAGUGUAUGUCCCAAUGACGAAACGUCGAAAGCGACUGAACAAGAGGUCACCCCGUCUGAGCGCACACAUGUUGGGAAUCCACCUCGAAAUGAGAAGCUUGAGCUGGGGGGGAAUUACAAAAUAAGACGAUUAUCAAACGGCGAAAUGGAGGGAAGCCUAAACCGAAUUGCCAUCUCGAUUGCAGCCUUAAAUGGGAAAUCUCAAUUCGGAAAGACCCCCGAGGAGGACUCCCCUCCGAGUGACCCCAAGAAACGUCGAUCCUAUGCUGAUGCUAGAUUGGACCACUUAAGCGGGGAGAAGGACAACCACUCCAACUCGAGAGAGCGCUGUAUCCGUCUCGCCGAUUUGGAGCAAGUAAAUAAGAAGACGCAGUUUCUGGAACGAGGAACUGGAGUCGACAAAAAAGGGGGGGGUCUCAAAGGUGUCGGUCGUAACUUUCCCCAUUUCGCUGCCCAAGUGGGGGAAGUAAAAUUGGGAAAAAAUAGCCACAGUGGUACUUGUCCUAAAGAAAUCGAAGCGAUGAACAGAAGUGAUUACCAUUUAGGGAGAGACCUUCACAAGGACAAUUUCACUAGUAGGACAAAUCUUCCCAUCGACUUCUUCACGAUGAAUGAGAAAAGAGACACCAAGGAUGAGAUUGCUACAACUGGAAGGAAGAAUUUAGCUACCCCCCUGAAAGUGCAACAUUUUGAAUAUUCUUUCCCAAAUGGGAGCAACUGUGAAGAAUUCCUGCCGCUGGAUGGUAGCCACUGUGAUGGAGAACUGCCCAACAGCUUGAGCAAUCCCUCUCCUGAAGAUGUGAAGAAGAGUACCAGCGAAGCCUUCACGAAGAAAUCCCAAAACAGCUAUCUCAUCGAGUGGUACCCAGGGUUUGACAUCCCGAUAGGAACCUAUGGGAGAGCCAUAUUGCGAAAAGCGCUACACCAAAAAAGAAUGACAGAUGUGAAGAUGUGUGACGAGCUUCUAUCAUCAAAUGGGUUAUUCCCUACUUCUAGAUCGACCUUCGGAGACAUGAAAAUAAGGGACCUGUACAGAGCUGCUCAUAUUUUAGGAGUAUGGAAUGUGGCGGAAAAAUAUUGCCUCCUCGCAUGCGAACGGAAUGGGUAUAAAAGGGAAUGGAUCGCUAUGCUGAAAGGGAGUGGCGUUAAGAUUACCAUCAAGGCACUCAAAGAAUUGAGGAGCAGGUACCUACUGACUAGUAAGAAUCUUUCAAUUUCCGGGAAGAAGGAUAAAAAUAAGAAGAAUAAUAUGAAUACGAAGAAUAAUAUGAAUACAAAGAAACGGGACGUCGGGGGGACCGACACAGAUAGGGCAGUUAGGACAAAAUUGGAAGGAGGUGUGCAACCCGGGGGUACCAUGUUAGAGGCACCUUCCGCCAUACCCAAAAAAGGUUCUCAUAGGUCCAAUUGCUCACAUGAUGGUAAAUCGGGUACUACACCAAGGGACGGUCUCUACAAUUCGAAAUGUAAGACGGAAAAUCAAACAUGCUACGAAAUAGAUCAACAGCAGAGCUACCUCUCCACAGUAGAAUCAAAAAAAGCAGACAGUAGAGGAACCCCAAACCAGCUACACAGUAGAACCCCCAGCCAGCUAAAUUGCACCGUUCCAAGGAACACUCUUCCUAGUGAACACAUGAACGGAUCCAAUGAAGCACUCCUGCGAAGAUUGAAAAAAAAUCAGAUUGGAAUAACUAAUGAUAGGAGUUUCCAAAGUGGUAGCGGUAGGAUCGGAAACACAGACUUCGCAAAUACGCAUAAGGAGAAGUUCUAUUCACCCCCCCAGAUGAGUAACACCGAUGGUGUAGUCUAUACAGCUGCUUCCAAUCACAUGAGCAUGGCUAGUACGAGUACCUCGCUAAGUAAAAUUCAGUUUGGGUACUCAACACAAGAUAGAUUUUCCAACAUGGUAGUAGGACCUGUAGGUGGAAGCCUGGCGGAGGAGUCUGAAAUGUCAAAUGAGAUAAGCGUGGAGAAUUGCAACCGGCUCCAGAACACCUGUCAUUCUUUUGAUACAAAUUUUGUGCAUGCAAGGAGAGAACUUAUUCAUCAAAAGUGGAACUCUAGUGGAAGGGCAUCAAUGGGAGAUACUGACCACAGUGCAGCAAUAACAAUUAGGGGGGACAAUACACUUCACGUGGGCAACAUUCCGGUAAUGGCACACCCCUCUACGUACGAAGGUAUGCGGAAUGAGCAUGCUUUAGAAAUGGGAAUGGUCAGUGAUCUCUUCCACACGGGGGUCACCACCGAUUCGUUUCAGUUUUGGAGCAACUCACAAAAUGGCAGUCGCUUCGUUGACGAGUAUAUGUAG